AUGUCGCAUAAUGGCCAAGAACGUCUAAAUCAACUACGAAAUCCUCAUAAGGCUCCACCUCAAAUAAUCCUACCACAUACCCCUAGUUCUCAUGAUAUCGACUACUCUGAACACUCUUCUCGGCCAAUAACGCCAACAGAUGAUGAUACAGGUUCCCUUAAUGAUGAUUUAUUGAGUGUCCAUGGAAGUACAACACAAAUGACACGACCUAGUAUUGAUUCAGCUUCUAUAAGGAGAAGCUUUGAAUCCUCACAUAUCAGUAGAAGUAACAAUCUUAACAACUACCUUUUAUUUGAUACAGGUAGUCAUAGCGGUUCGAUGGAUUAUUCUCCCUUAGGGAACAAUUCAAUAUUUGAGAUAGUUAUGAAUACCAGAAGGAAAAAUUGGUUAAAUUAUCCUACUGUAAUUGAUAUACCACCUGUGACUUUGAGUAGAAAUGAACUAGAUUCAAACUGGAAAAAUUUAAUUAAAAGCUAUGUUGGAGAGAUUAAGGAUGAAUAUGAAGCUUUCGAGAAUUCCAAUAGUUUGAGAAAUAUGAAUCGCCUAGAACAAUUGAAACAAUUAAAGGACCAGGAAAAUAACGAGAAAUCGAACGAAGAUUUAACUUCCGAAACUUUCGAUUCUGCAACAACUAAUGGUGAUGCUGCAUCAUAUAAACAGAAUGACAACGGGUUGAGGGAUUUAGCACAAGUGCCAGAUUUUUUCUUUGAAAGAGAUUUCCAUUUAGAUAAUCAAAGGACAUUCCAUCAUGUCUUAGGAGAUAUUGACUUAAGUCUCAAUAGGCUAACGAUGGAUGAUCAGAAGGUUAGAGAUGAUGCAUAUAUAGAAUUACGAGAGCAACUAAGUAAUUAUCUGGAUACAGUUGAAAAUUUGUUAGUUAAUGAAAUUUCAAAAUCAUCGAAUAAGUUCUUUAGAGCUUUAAGUGAAGUAGAUGACAUAGAAAGAAAAGCAAAUGAUACAAUUGUUGAACUAGACGAAUUAAUGAAAACUCUGAACAUUAUUGAUAAAGAGAAAUUACAAACUAAAAUAGAGAACUUACAACUUCUAUUCAAAAGGAAAAAUGUUGAAAAAUUAGAGCAAAGUAUUUUACAGAUCAAGUUAGUCUUGAAUAAAACUGAGGAAUGUAAAGAACUUUAUCGACAAGAUGAAUACGACUCUUGUUUAAAUAUGAUUAAAUCAAUUGAUAAUUUGAUCAAGGGAGAUGACGCUGAAGAUAGUACAGUUCAAGCAUGGACUAAUAAUUGGCCCUAUAAGUUGAUACAUUUGAAAACGGUUCCUGCAUUGUCUGAAACAAGAGAAUAUUUGACGAAUAUGAAAAUCGAAAUCGGUGGAAAAUUUUCAGUGCAUUUGACCGACCUAUUAUUGAAGGAUUUAAGGAGUUACAGUGAAGCAAUCUCAGUGGAAGAGGCUUUAGAUGCUUUGCAAAAUGGUAGUACUCAGAAGAAACAUCUAGAAUUUGAUGAAAAGUUUCAAACUCUAUUAACAAACAUUAUCCAUGAACUGAACAGAUGCGAGGAAUUGGCAAGUUCUUUCCAACUCUAUCAAGAUAAAUUUAUAGUAGAGCUAAAAGCAAUUAUAAAAAGUUAUUUACCGAACGAAAGCAGCGCAACACCGGUACUGUCACGAUCAACGCAAGAUUUACUUCAAGCGCAACCUCCGUUGCAACAAACAAAUACUUCAGGCGGUUCAAAAUUAUCAAGACUAAUAAAGGAACAAACACCAGUAGAGUUCCAAGAAAUGUUGGUAGCUACAUUUACGCAUGCGAAUCAAGCGCUAAAGAGACUUUAUGGCCACCAGAAGAUUUUACUAGAUUUAUCUCUAAAGGAAAUCAAUUCCAUAGACAGAUCCUCUGAAAAUCAACAUAAUAUGAUAACACAACUAGAUAUCCGUAGCGGUAUCAAUGAAGGUAUAAGAAUUAUUCAAUUAAGGAUGGGUAAGAUAAUAGCGGUACGGAGAGAAAUGACGUCAGCUUUACGAUAUGAUCAUUUUUUGCAUCUAUAUUCUAUUGUUGUUCUAUUCAUUCAGGAAUGUGAAACAUUAAGUGGUGAAUUCUUGACCAAAUAUUUGAGUGAUGUCCUUGCGGUUCAAUUGAAGAAUUAUAUUGCAGGCCGUGAAUCAAAAAAUUCUAAAAGACUGCAGAAAAAAAUAGAUGUCGAGAAAUGGGUUCCUUAUAUUGUUGAUUCCUCCGUCCAAAAAAACGUUAACGAUAUCGUUUCUUCGAUCGAUAUGGACCCAAUUGAUUGGAUAAGUAUAUUAGAUUUAACUCAGGAAAGAAAGAAAGCAUCAGAGGAAGAAGAAGGCUCAAAACAGGAUAAGGAUGACAGAAAAGUUACGGGACACCGGAAAUCAGUGGUUGUUGGCGACAAGACCUUUGUAGCAAGUGCGUCUCUUUUGACUGCAAUUGACAUCAUUAAAGAACUGUUAAUCCUAUCAACUAAUAUCCCAUCAACAUAUCUACCCAAUUGUGAGAAAUUAUGUUUUAACAUUUUGAAAGUUUUCAAUACUGCAACGAUGUCAUCAAUUACAGAACAAGGCAAACCACUCUCUAAAACAGGCAAGAAUCUUUCAAUAAUUGGAGAAUCUUUGGAUUGUCUUGCUGAAUUCGUGAACAUGGUGCAGUUGUUUUAUCAAAGGUAUUCUGACACUUACAAAGAUUUUAUUCCUUACGAUCCAAGCCAUUAUGCCGAAUUAAUAGCCAUGUACCGGACCUCAUCGGAAAGGUUAUAUAUGGCGCAUGCACCACCCCCUGUAUAG
This is a messenger RNA of Naumovozyma dairenensis CBS 421, 2754 nucleotides long. It is a transcript of the gene VPS54, whose product is annotated as Vps54p. The transcript has a single exon. Gene Ontology annotation, biological process: retrograde transport, endosome to Golgi; Golgi to vacuole transport. Gene Ontology annotation, molecular function: syntaxin binding. Gene Ontology annotation, cellular component: GARP complex. The coding region runs from base 1 to 2754 and encodes 917 amino acids. NCBI's taxonomy places the organism in Eukaryota, Fungi, Ascomycota, Saccharomycetes, Saccharomycetales, Saccharomycetaceae. The record is from RefSeq and is a predicted model, not a curated record.